AUUUUCUUAAUUUUAGAAGGGAAAGCAAGAGAGCAUGUCAAACAACCCUAGCACUAGCAGAACCUAAAUCUACUUGCAUAAGAACUCAAAAAAGUCAUCAAAAACACCGUCAUCAGACGACGAGAGUGGAGCUAUGGCAGCCAAAACCUUUGCCUUUUCUUCCAACGAGGCUAAUUGAUUGUAGUUGAUCAUUGUUUUGUACAUUUGGGAUGAUGAUGCGUACUGUCUCUCUACCAUUGUCUCAUGAUCUGAAUGUUCAUAAGAUCCAUGAACCUUCUGGAUACCAUAAUAGUGCAGCUGGUAAAAAUCGUGUGUAUCUGACUCGGACUGGUCUUUCAUCAUGUGCCACGAGACAAGACGUUUGGAGUCUUCAGCUUCUAGAGAGCUUGAGUGGUUCAAUAGUACCUGUAUCAUCUAGGUGUAAUGCAUUCGUUUGCCGGUCAGCUCUCUUUCCCGGGAAUGGAAAUGAAGGCCCUAUUCUUAAAUCAACUGGAGGCAUAUGAUGCUUUACACGGAAAUCCUCAUUUAAUGAAACUAAUUCCAGCAGUUGGGAUUCUUGCAUUUGCUACAUGGGGUCUUAGACCCCUUCUGCGCCUUGCCAGAGCUACCCUGUUUGAGAAGGGGAAUGAUGCAAAUUCACAGAAGAGUAGCACACAAUACAUUGUUGUGUCAUACCUUCAGCCUUUGCUGCUUUGGAGCGGAGCAAUCCUUUUAUGCAGAACAUUGGACCCAAUAGUAUUGCCUUCAAGUGCCAGCCAGGCUGUUAAACAGCGUCUUCUGACCUUUGCUCGGUCCAUGUCAACGGUGUUGGCAUUUGCUUACUGUUUAUCAAGCCUACUUCAGCAGGUGCAGAAAUAUUUUAUGGAGACAAAUAAUCCUGCUGAUACCAGAAAUAUGGGUUUCAGUUUUGCUGGGAAAGCUGUUUACACUGCUGCGUGGGUUGCUGCUGCUUCAUUGUUUAUGGAGCUGUUGGGCUUCUCUACCCAAAAGUGGCUAACGGCUGGGGGUCUGGGGACAGUACUGCUAACUCUUGCUGGUCGUGAGAUACUUACAAACUUUCUUUCAAGCAUUAUGAUUCAUGCUACACGGCCCUUUGUUCUGAAUGAGUGGAUCCAGACCAAGAUAGGAGGCUAUGAAGUUUCUGGCACAGUAGAGCGUGUCGGUUGGUGGUCACCUACAAUUAUCAGAGGUGAUGACCGUGAAGCAGUUCAUAUUCCUAACCACCAGUUUAGUGUGAAUAUUGUGAGAAAUCUCACUCAGAAGACGCAUUGGCGCAUCAAAACACAUCUUGCCAUCAGUCAUCUUGAUGUCAGCAAAAUUAAUAAUAUCGUGGCUGAUAUGCGCAAGGUAUUGUCUAAAAACCCUCAAAUCGAGCAGCAAAAAAUACACAGAAGAGUCUUUUUGGAGGAUAUAGAUCCAGAGAACCAAGCCCUGAGGAUCCUAAUAUCCUGUUUUGUAAAGACUUCACGUUUUGAAGAAUACCUGUGCGUUAAGGAAGCAGUGCUCUUGGAUCUUCUUACUGUUAUUAGGCAUCACGGGGCACGUCUAGCAACUCCCAUUAGAACAGUACAGAGGAUGCGUAAUGAGGCUGAGGUGGACAGUGCAGGAUUUUCAGACAUCAUUUUCAAUCAAGCAGCGAUGAACCGUCGAUUCAUGCUGAUUGAGCCUUCCUAUAAAAUCAACAGCGAUGACAACUCAAAGUCUCCUUCACCCAGCCCAGGGCAAAAGAGUGAAGAAAGGGACCUUCAAGAAGAACCAUCGGAAACCAAGGCCGAAACAGAAAACAACGGAUCAGCGCCAGUGCCGAUUUCAAAUGCCAAAACAGAGAAACAGAAAACGGCUCUUGGUUCCAACUCCAGUACAGGCACUAAGGGUUCACCAACCUCAACAUCCGACCAGCCAGUAGCACAAAAGUCAGAAGAAAAGAAGAAAGAGAGCGUGGGAGAUUCAAAUAAAGCAGAGAAGGAUGAAGUUUCUGAUGACGAAGGUACAACAGAGCAGACAUUGAAAUCAAAAGCAAGACAGGUGACUGAAAAGAGCAGUGGAGAUUCGAAAGCUCGAGAUGGUGGUGGGUCUGGUACCAGUUCAUUUCUGGAGGAGAACCUUGUUCUGGGUGUUGCGUUGGAUGGCUCAAAACGUACACUCCCGAUUGAUGAAGAACUCAAAGCAUCCGGUGCAGUAAUGGAUUCUGAAGAACUUGGUAUUGGAUCAGAAUGAGUAGACGGAUAAGAGGUAUAAAGAAAUUUGUGUUCC
This is a messenger RNA of Arabidopsis arenosa, 2253 nucleotides long. NCBI's taxonomy places the organism in Eukaryota, Viridiplantae, Streptophyta, Magnoliopsida, Brassicales, Brassicaceae. The record is from the annotation of a GenBank genome assembly.